AUGAUGCUACCACAUGACCUGCACCAAUACUGUGGAAAAAAUGAGGGACCUGAAAUCCUAGCAAAAACCUUUGAUUCAAAUGAGGUACUAACUCUACUUCAAAUUCCUUCUUGUCCAGCUGUCACACAAGACAGAUAUAAAGAGUUCAGGAAAUUCCUUCAUUGCUGCAAUCUUCCCUGGAGAGCAGAAAGAGAGCAUGGAGGAAUUGCGCUACCUGUACUGCCAGAAGACAAGAGAACAAAGACAAGAACCCCAUGUACAUUUGUUAAAGGACAAAAACUUACAUUCCUCUGGCUGUCCCCCAGCUCCUUGACCUGUGGGGGUUCCCAGACCUGCAGAUCCCGGAGCAAGCUUUGCAAAACACCAGACAAUAUGGCUAAACCACUGUGCCUGCCAUUCCCCUCCUCUCAGCCCUACGCUGCACACAUUUGUAGGUACCUGUUCCCAAACUUCAGAUCACCUGAGGAUCAAGACACUGAUCAGUCUUCUCAUACCAAUAUUUCUAGCUAGGCUUUUGACAUGGUUGUUCUGAGGAAAACCAGAGGUAAUAAUAUGUUUAGGCAUGAAGCUGUCAGUAUUCUCUCUGACUCCCUGAAGAAGGCUUCUCCAAGAACAACCAAUAUGCUACAAAACACUGUAAGGGCUCUGGAAAACACAAUAUACAGUCAGGACUUCACAGUGACAAUAAAAUAUGCCUCUGUUAAGGAAGAGGUUCUAGCCCUUAUCCUGAAUAGCUACCACAUGAAAGCAUUUUGCAUAUUAAUUGGAGAACUGGGUGAAGACAUAGAACAAUCGCAAGAAACAUUUCUGCCUAGUCUCUGACAAGUAAGACCUCUUGAAGGGUGCACUGCAUGCUUACUUCAAGGUGAGCAACACCAUGAAUCCAUUCUGCAAGAAUAUGGACAGCCUAGACCAGAGGAUGGGCCAAAAAAGACAACACUGCCUGAAUGCUGUGAGGUUUCUCAGCACCAGACAGCACUGCUGGAGCUGCAGCAUUCCUUCUCUAAGACAGCAGCACAAGAUGCCUACAUGAUUCUGUAA
Molecule: messenger RNA, 1041 nt
Organism: Myiozetetes cayanensis
Lineage: Eukaryota; Metazoa; Chordata; Aves; Passeriformes; Tyrannidae
Gene: SPMIP4
Product: chromosome unknown C7orf31 homolog
Cellular component (GO): centrosome
Source: RefSeq, a predicted model, not a curated record